Molecule: messenger RNA, 204 nt
Organism: Symbiodinium natans
Lineage: Eukaryota; Dinophyceae; Suessiales; Symbiodiniaceae
Source: the annotation of a GenBank genome assembly
AUGCCGACCCGAUACAAUGUGCCUGCCGAGCUGUCCCCAUCCACCAUCUGCACGGAUGCGCAGAUGGAUACCCCGGAUGGCCGCAAGGAAGCCAGGAAGUUUGCGAAGAGCCUGUUCCAGGAGAAGUUCCAGUCCCCGCCGCUUGACAAGUCGGGACGCCCCUCGAAGGACGUCCUCUACAUGCGCAAGAAGCUCCGCUUCUAA